Sinocyclocheilus grahami is the source of this 1392-nucleotide messenger RNA. Its product is annotated as lysosome membrane protein 2-like. Gene Ontology annotation, molecular function: scavenger receptor activity. The annotation marks the transcript as partial. The transcript has 10 exons. NCBI's taxonomy places the organism in Eukaryota, Metazoa, Chordata, Actinopteri, Cypriniformes, Cyprinidae. Gene Ontology annotation, cellular component: cytoplasm; lysosome; membrane. Gene Ontology annotation, biological process: protein targeting to lysosome; receptor-mediated endocytosis. The record is from RefSeq and is a predicted model, not a curated record.
CCGUCGAGCGCCCCCUGCAGGAGCUCCGCGAGAUGAUUCAUUUCUCUCUGAGUGCUGCUGCUGCUGCGGACGCAUGCAAACACUCUCGAGUCCGGUUCAGCUGCUGUGUGUUCGUCCGUCCCUGUCAGAGCCGAACCGAGCCGGAUCAUGCUCCGCUCCUGCUGUGUUUACGGCGCAGGGGUCCUCUGCGUUCUGCUGUUAGUCGCCGGGAUCGCGAUGGCUCUGGCGCAGGUCUUCCAGAAGCUCAUAAACAACACAAUAAAAGAGCAAGUAGUUCUGGAAAAUGGAACGGAGGCGUUUUCGGUGUUUCAAAACCCACCGCCGCCGGUUUACAUGCAGUUUUACUUCUUUAAUCUGACCAAUCCUGCAGAGGUUCUGGAUGGAGACAGACCCGUCGUCCUGCAGAUCGGCCCGUACACGUACAGGGAGUAUCGGCCGAAGGAGGAAGUGAAAUUUCUGGACAACGGAACCAAAGUGGAGGCUGUUAAUCCGAAGACAUACGUGUUUGAGCCCAACAUGUCACGCGGCUCUGAGGACGACAUCGUCCGAACAGUCAACAUCCCCGCUGUGACCGUGAUGGAGAAAGCCAAAGGUAGAUGGUUUGAAGGCUUCGUCAGUGCCUUGAUGAAAUCAAACAACAUCGGUGUGUUUGGGACGUUCAAGGUCGGUGACCUGCUGUGGGGUUACGAAGAUCCGCUGCUUAAAUUAAUCCAAAAAUUUAUCACAAUGGAUGACCACUUCGGACUUUUCUAUAAGAAAAAUGGCACCGACGAUGGUGAUUAUAUUUUCUUCACGGGGAAGCAGAAUUAUCUGGACUUUGCUCGUAUAGACGAGUGGAACGGACAGAGUACAUUGAACUGGUGGAGUACAGAAGGCUGUAACAGGAUCAACGGCACUGACGGAGCAUCUUUCCAUCCAGUCAUCACAAAAACAGAGAAACUCUAUAUAUUCUCCUCUGAUCUGUGCAGGUCUAUAUAUGCCCAGUACGAGUCUGACGUGAGCGUACGAGGGGUUCCCGGUUUCCGCUUUGUCCCACCCAGCGAGGUUUUCGCCAAUCGUACAAUUAACCCGGAUAACGCAGGCUUCUGUGUGCCGGCCGGGAACUGUCUCGGCUCCGGCCUCCUCAACGCCAGCGUCUGCAAAGAAGGUGCGCCCAUCAUCAUGUCCUCCCCUCAUUUCUACCAGGCAGAUGACAGAUUCGUCCAGGAUGUGUUCGGGAUGAAUCCCAACAAGGAGGAGCACGAGACGGUCAUUGACGUCAACCCGCUCACUGGAAUGUUGCUUCGGGGUGCGAAGCGUGUUCAGGUGAACGUCUACCUGCAUCAGAUCCAGGGAUUCAGUCAAACUGGCAAGAUCCGGACGCUGGUGUUUCCAGUGAUGUACCUUAAUGAG